CGUGACGCGGCGCCGGUGAAAGUCGUCCGGAUUGACCGUCGGUCCGUCCACGGCUGGAGCGGCAGUAGCGAGCCCGGCUCUCGCGCACCGGUGUCCGGCCUGCCAGGCCACCUGCAGCCGCGGAGCGCGGCUCUCCACACGGCCCGGACUCCGCUCCUCCCCGCGGGGAUGAGAGCAACUCUGACACCCAGCCACGGUCACGAAGCCCGCGGGACGCGGCGAAGAAGCAGCCCGGACUCGUGAAGCCCAGAGCCGAGUCGAGCCAGCGGACGCGCCUGUGACGGAAGCGGAGCCACUUGUGUCCAAUGUCACCAGCAAGGAGACGCGGCUGAAGCACCUGCUCCUGCCGGAGCCUCGGUCGUCGGCUUCGAGCUAGCGCCUAGCUGCGGCAUGAACCGGACGGACCUCCGCGCCCCGCCGCAGCCAGGCUGUUGAGGUGCCGCCGGACGCUGGUGCCCGUGGGAGAGACGCGGCGGCGGCCCCUGGAGGAUGUGAAGAUGGGGGUCGUGUUCGGGCUCCUGUGGCUCUUCACCGGUUACCUGCACGGCGCGCGCGGGCAAGGCGUCUACGCGCCCCCUACUGUCCGCAUCGUCCACUCUGGCCAGACGUGCACCGUGGAGGAGGAGCGCUACAGCGAGCGGGUCUACACCAUCAGGGAGGGGGAGACGCUGGAGCUGCAGUGUCUGGUGACCGGGCACCCGCGACCCCAGAUUCGCUGGAGUAAAACUGCCGGCGCCGCCUCUGACUCCACGCCGUCCAACGAGACGCUGAGGAUCCAGAACAUCAACCGCCACCAGGGGGGGCGCUACUAUUGCAAGGCCGACAACGGACUGGGGUCUCCUGCGAUCCGCUCCAUCCGGGUGGAUGUCUACUACCUGGACCAGCCGGUCAUCAUGGUGCACCAGAGUGUCGGGGAGAUGAAGGAGCAGUUCUACUUCGAGAGGACGGUCUUCCUGCGCUGCGUGGCCCAGUCCAACCCGCCGGUGCUGUACACGUGGAGGCGCGGCCGUGAGCUGCUCUCCCAGGGCUCGGACACGGGCGUGGAGAUCUACGAACCCUUCUUCACCCAGGGUGAGACCAAGAUUCUGAAGCUGAAGAACCUCCGGCCUCAAGACUACGCCAACUACACCUGCAUUUCCUCGGUGAGGAACGUGUGCAGCAUCAGGGACAGGAGCGCUCACUUCAGUCUGAGCAACAGGACGGCUCCUCCGGCCAUCAAGCUCCUGCUGGACGACCCGGUGGUGGUGAACCCUGGGGAGACAGUGGUCCUGGUUUGCGUGGCCUCAGCAGGAGACCCUGCCCCCACCUUGUCUUGGUCAAGGCUGGGAGGGGAGGAGCUCCCGAAGAGGAGCGUGGUGAAGGGCGGGACCUUGACCAUCCCUGCCGUCACCAUGGAUGACGGCGGCGCCUACAGCUGCAUGGCCUCCAACAACGUGGGGAACCCGGCCAAGAAGUCCACCACGGUGCUGGUCCGAGGCCUGCGCAGAGGUCGCUUCUGGAUCACCCCCGACCCGUAUCACAAUGACGACAACAUCCAGAUCGGUCGAGAGGUGAAGAUCAGCUGUCAGGUGGAGGCCACGCCCCCCGAGGAGCUGCACUUCGGCUGGCUGAAGAACGGACGUCCGCUCAAGAGCUCGGAGCGGAUGGUCAUCACGCACACGGACACGGAGGCCACGCCCGGCACCACCAACCUGGACAUCAUCGACCUCAAGUUCACCGACUUCGGCACCUACACCUGCGUGGCCUCGCUGAGGAACGGAGGAACCCCUGAGAUCAGCAUCGACGUCAACAUCUCCUCCACCACAGUUCCACCGGAGCUGAGCGUCCCCAGGGGGCGCUCUCACCUCAUCGUGCAGGAGGGGGACACGGUGGACCUGCAGUGCCUGGUGUCUGGGAAGCCCAAGCCCAUCAUCCUCUGGGCCCGGCUGGAGGAGAGCGGCGUGGCGGCGGCCCCUCCCCCGCCCAUGCCGGACGGCGGCGAGACGACCGAGAGUUCUGACGGAAUUCUGCGGAUCAACAACGUGACGAGGGAGAUGAGCGGAACCUACCGCUGCUUCACCAGCCAGUACAACGGCUUCAACGUGAAGCCCAGGGAGGCGCAGAUCGUGCUGGCGGUCCAGUUCCCCCCCACAGUGGAGCCGGUCCGCACCGAGAUCCGCCAGGCUCUGGGCCGAGCCUUCAGCCUCAGCUGCCGGCUGCUGCACGCCCACCCGGCCCGGCUGCUCAGGUACGAGUGGAAGCUGGGCUCCCGGCUGCUGACCGUGGGCCAGUUCAGCGAGCAGCGUGACGACACCAGCUACCAGGUGCGGGCGCUGAACCGCGAGGGCUACGGCGAGUACACCUGCGACAUCACCAACGAGGCGGGGGCGGGCCGCUGCAGCUUCCUGGUCACAGGCAAGGCGUACCCCCCCGAGUUCUACUACGACACCCGCGGCGCCCUGUGGCAGAACCGCCCGCUGGUCUAUGGCUUCAGGCUGCAGUGGACCCAGAUGGAACCCAACGCCGUGGACCGGAUCCUGGCCUACCGGCUCGGCAUCAGACAGAUGAGCCAGUCCCGCUGGUGGGAACAGGAGAUCGCCAUGGAGGGAACCAUCCAGAAGGGGGAGCUGUUGACUUACAACCUGACGGAGCUGGUGCAGCCAGAGUCCUACCUGGUCCGCCUCACGCCCAUCACCCGCUACGGCGAAGGCGACUGGACCGAGCGCGUGGUCAGCUACAGCGCUCCAGUCAACUCUCACCUGAGAGAGUUCCAGUGUGGCUUCCAGGACGAGUCGCUGUGCCUGUUCACUCAGGACAAGACGGACGACUUCGACUGGACUCGGCACAGCGCCGCUUCGCGAGACACCAAGUACACAGCCAACACGGGGCCCAGCGUGGACCGGACCGGGUCCAAACAGGGCUUCUACGUCUACAUCGAGACGUCGCGCCCGCGGCUAGAGGGCGACCGAGCCCGGCUGCUGUCGCCCACCUUCCCGCCCGCGGCUGCCGGCGCCACCUACUGCUUCUCCUUCUUCUACCACAUGUACGGGAAGCACAUCGGAGCGCUGAACGUGUUCCUGCGCCAGAAGAGUCAGCCGCCGGAGGACGACGCCGUCUGGAGUCUGGCUGGUAACCAGGGCGACCGCUGGAGGCAGGCCAAGGUCAACAUCCAGCCCAACUCCUCCUUCCAGAUGGUGAUGGAGGGGGUCCGGGGCGGCGGGAUCGAGGGAGACAUCGCCAUCGAUGAUGUCACCAUAGAAGAGGGCCAGUGUAAAGACCCGCUCCCUAACAACCCGCCCUCGCUCGCCCCGCCUGCCUCGCCACAUAUAUGCCAGCUGUCUGUCAUGCUCAGCCUGGCUCUGAUUGGCUGGCUCAGGUGACCCACGUAUUUUCCCCCCGGAGCUGGUCAUGUGACUUCUCAGCCCCGCCCCCUCACUGCUGCAGACUUCCUGGACAGUAAACAGGAAGUGACUGGACAUGCACGUCACUUUCAGGGUGGAUUUCCUCUACGGUUGCCGUGACAACAAAGUGCCUUGUGAGAUCACUGGGCCGAAAAUCUGCCAUCGUCAUGGCAACCGACCUGCAGCACGAGGAAUGAGAGGAGAUUUUUCAAAAUAAGAGGCUUCCUGUCAGACACGGAACUAUUUUAGUAUUUUCAAAACCAGUUUUAAGAAACAAAUCCCGUCAAUGACGGUUCGCCGUCCACUGAAGAACUGAAGCACAAUUCCAGCGCUGAGGUCACGUGACCGACCACCGAUCAGGACGGACCAGCCGAUGCUUCUCUUUCUGCACUUUUCGUUCUCUACCUGCCUCAGCGCCCCCUGCUGGAACUGUGUUGUAACAUUUCAGUUGAAAUUAAAGGACGAAGGUCAUGUGCGGUCAUGUGCAUUCCUGAGGUCAGCUGACGUCGUGACCUUCGUUCCUGAGUCACCAGCCAGAA
This is a messenger RNA of Synchiropus splendidus (mandarinfish), 3919 nucleotides long. It is a transcript of the gene mdga2a, whose product is annotated as MAM domain containing glycosylphosphatidylinositol anchor 2a. Lineage: Eukaryota; Metazoa; Chordata; Actinopteri; Syngnathiformes; Callionymidae. The record is from RefSeq and is a predicted model, not a curated record. Bases 498 to 3359 code for a protein of 953 amino acids. Gene Ontology annotation, molecular function: protein binding; axon guidance receptor activity. Gene Ontology annotation, cellular component: neuronal cell body; axon; plasma membrane. Gene Ontology annotation, biological process: homophilic cell-cell adhesion; synapse organization. The transcript is spliced from 17 exons.